Molecule: messenger RNA, 2711 nt
Organism: Acyrthosiphon pisum (pea aphid)
Lineage: Eukaryota; Metazoa; Arthropoda; Insecta; Hemiptera; Aphididae
Product: elongation of very long chain fatty acids protein AAEL008004
Exons: 8
Coding region: 288-1334 (348 amino acids)
Biological process (GO): fatty acid elongation, saturated fatty acid; fatty acid elongation, polyunsaturated fatty acid; sphingolipid biosynthetic process
Cellular component (GO): endoplasmic reticulum membrane
Molecular function (GO): fatty acid elongase activity
Source: RefSeq, a predicted model, not a curated record
AAAUACUCGCGUGCUGCCGACGACCGUGGUAAUCGUACGGCGGACUCGCGACCGAACGACCGGCAAUUUACAACAUUAUUAGAUAAUUAAACUCACUACUCGUGUCCGUUUUUCACCCUGCUGAAGUUUACGUGUUCGGUUUGCGGUGAACAAUAUUAUAUCGUAGAGUCAUCGGACGUCGACGUCGACGUGCAACCUAUCCGCACACACACACAUCGUCGGAGCACGAUCCCCGUCGGAGAUCGUUUUGGUUGAAUACAUAUACGUAGGAUAUCGAUACAAUCAAGAUGUUGAACACUGUAAUCGAAGGGUAUAACACCCUAAUGAACGAUUACAGUGACAAAAGGGUUAAUAAUUGGUUCCUUAUGAGCAGUCCUUUUCCUACCAUGACCAUAUGCCUGACAUAUGCGUUCAUCGUAAAGAUUUUGGGACCGAGGUUGAUGAGAGACCGCAAACCAUUCCAACUGCGAAAAACAUUAAUCGUUUAUAAUUUACUGCAAGUCAUAUUCUCCUCGUGGAUCUUCUUCGAAGCAUGGGACGGUGCAUGGGGCAACGGUUACAGUCUUCGAUGCGAACCUGUCGAUUACUCCACAUCCCCGGCCGCCAUGAGAGUAGCUCGAGGUUGCUGGUGGUACUACUUUUCUAAAUUCACGGAAUUCUUCGAUACCUUCUUUUUCGUUAUGCGCAAGAAAUACGAUCAAGUAUCCACGCUGCAUGUCAUCCACCACGGAAUCAUGCCGAUGAGCGUGUGGUUCGGUGUCAAGUUCACACCCGGCGGUCACAGCACGUUCUUCGGGCUGCUCAACACGUUCGUGCACAUCAUCAUGUACUCGUACUACAUGUUGGCCGCCAUUGGUCCGCAAAUGCAAAAGUACCUCUGGUGGAAGAAAUACUUGACUGUGCUCCAAAUGGUCCAAUUCAUUAUGGUGUUCAUCCACGCAUCCCAGUUGUUGUUCACUGAGUGCGAUUACCCGAAGGCAUUCGCUUGGAUCAUCUUGUUGCACGCCGUCAUGUUCUACUUCCUGUUCUAUAACUUCUACCAACAAUCGUACAAGAAAAGGGAGGAUAAAAAGAAGAUUGCUCAAAAGAAGAAGGACGACGACGACCGGGCACACAACCGGCCCGUGGACUUGCCGGCACCCGUGUCGAACCAAAACAAAUCUUUCUGGUCAAGCCUGACGUCGACGCCAUGCUUCCUGCCCGCCGUCACGGACACCGAUGUCUGCGAAGAGAUGUACUCGCGACCACCUGUCAACGGAGCGUCUUGCAGCGCGUUCAUGUCUGACGAUUCGUUUCGCAAUAGGGCGUUCGUGUCCAAGUCGGCAAACGCGUGAUGAAAAUAUAGGCUCACAGCUCUUCAACCCUCUGCCCCUGACCCUCCCCCAACCACUCAACUGCAAAACCACCCAUGUCACCAUCCACGGAUGGGUCACGCUCCAUAUAUCAACAAAAACCGAAACGAAAACGCGCAAAAUAAUAAUAUAACACCAUAAUAAUAAUAUAGAUAAAUUACAGUGUAGGUAUACAAUAUUAUAAUAAUAUGUGUACCGACCAAACCCGAAAAUCGUUCAUUUGCGCGCCGAUCGUGCCAUCGUUCGUUUUGAUUUCCAACGACCUCCUAGGUUUUUGACUGACUCAUUAUUUGAUUCUCAGGAUACAGUUACGAUAAUAAUAAUAUGAUAUACCAUCACUUAUGGUUGUGCAGUUUUUAUUUCUCACCUUUCAAGACGUCUCGAGACGUCAUUAUUAUUGUUAUUAUUAUUAUUAUUUACGAGUAAUUUGUUUCGCACGACUCCGACGACAGCUCAAAAACAAAGAAAAUUAAUUCGAUUCUCAGUGUGUUCAUCGGCGAUCUGAAAAUUUCUCGUACAUAAUAUUGAAUUAUCACUUGGGCCCAUAGGGCUGCAGUCGUAUAUUAUAUUAUUUUUAUUAUUAAUAUUAUUAUUAUUAUUAUUAUUAUUAUUAUUAUUAUUAUUAUUAUUAUUAUAAUUAUUAUUUUUAUUAUUAUAUAAUAUUUACUAUAGUAAUUAUUUUUAUUAUUAUUACUAGAUUAUAAGCAGCACAUGCGGUCGCCUGUCGUCGUCUUUCGACAUCACAGGACACGAUGACGAUAAUAAUUAUUGUUAUUAUACUCGUCCGAUCCGUCGCGACAGUACGGCCGUUAGUCAAAACCAGUUUAAUAUCAUUAACUUUUACUAUAGAUUUACGCAUCGUAUAUUAAAUUGUGUAGGUAUUACGUCUUAUGAAUUAAUAUUAUUACGAUCGUCGGAGGGUAUGAUUGUCGUACGCGAAAUGUACAAUAAUAUUAUAUGCGAGUAUGCGAAUAUGCGGCGAGGCAAGGAGGAUAAAAAAAUAAUAACGCACAAUACCAUGGUAUACAAUGACAGAAAUCUAAAUAUGUAGGUUGGCCGACGAUCGCGUUAAACGCUUCAGGUCUCCGUUAUUGUGUAUAAUAUUAUUGUAUUGGUAUAUAUAAAUCUGUAACCCAUUUCUCGACUUGUUUUUUUUUUUUUAUUAUUGUAUUUAAUGUGUAUAAUGUUUAUAAACUAUAAUCAUAAUAUGCCAAUCGUAGGUACGAAUAAAAAAAAUAAUUUAAAAAUAAUUACGAAACGGUUCUACACAAAAUCGUAGCUCCGUUAUCCGCGUGAGUUGUUUGACUGUACACUUUGCAGCUCUCCACUUGUUAAUAAUGUUAAAAUAUUAUGGUCGAA